AAGUGUAGCUGAACUGUUGAGUGUCUGUGUCUCUGUAUUUCUGCAGUAAAAUGGCAGAAGCCAGAGUUUCUCAGGAUGAGUUCAUGUGUCCAGUGUGUCUGGAUCUCCUGAAGGAUCCAGUGGCCAUUCCCUGUGGACACAGUUACUAUAAGAGCUGUAUUACAGACUGCUGGGAUCACGAGGAUCAGAAGAGAGUCUACAGCUGCCCUCAGUGCAGACAGACCUUCAGUCCAAGACCUGCUUUAGCUAGAAACACCAUGCUGGCUGAAGUGGUGGAGAAACUGAAGAAGACCAAACUCUCUGCUGACUGUGACGCUGGAGCUGGAGAUGUGCAGUGUGACGUCUGUACUGGAAGGAAAUACAGAGCCAUCAAGUCCUGUCUCGUGUGUCUGGAGUCUUACUGUCAAACUCAUUUUGAGCGGCAUGAGGAGUUUCAUUCACGUAAGCCACACAAAGUGACUGAAGCCACUGCGUAA
Molecule: messenger RNA, 476 nt
Organism: Sinocyclocheilus rhinocerous
Lineage: Eukaryota; Metazoa; Chordata; Actinopteri; Cypriniformes; Cyprinidae
Product: E3 ubiquitin/ISG15 ligase TRIM25-like
Exons: 1
Coding region: 51-476 (141 amino acids)
Source: RefSeq, a predicted model, not a curated record